AUGGAACGCCUCUACACGAGAUGUGCGAGGUUCAGUCUCAAAUCACAUCACGCAGCCGCCGUGACGCCUCUACGGAACAACGCCAGGCGAUUCUCUGGCUCGAGAAUUCUUCGCGAUGAAGAUGAUCAAUCUCCAUCAGACAGAUCUGCACGGACAAGCUCGACAGGUGCAGCCGCCAGACCUCGUACUUCACGCUCGAAUCUACUCAUUCAAAAAACACCCAACCGACCUGCUCCGAUUGGGGCUCGACCACCACCUGGCACCGUCCUUCGCCGCUCAGAGGCUCCACGAAAGGUAGCUGCAGGAGGUCGAGCAUCACCUGGCACAGUCCUUCGACGUACCAGGCCAUCUUCCAGCGCCAGAGCUCCAGGAGAAUCAGGAACUGGAACCGGAAGAGGACGCGGCCCCCAGCCAACGAGAGCCGCCGGCGUCGGCACUGAUGGGAAAUCAGCACCAGCAAAACCUCAAAACCGCGUGGACCGCCGUCUCCGUCAGGCGCGGGCACGGCAAGAAAUCGCAGCCGCUCAGGAGGAGCAGGAAGAGAACAUGGACGAAGAAGUUCAGAUUGAGAACUACAUCAAGGAAGUAAUCGACCGGCCAGAGAACCCGACGGAGGAACUCCCCCACGUGCCGGGCCAGGAUAUGUCUCUCGAGGCCCUGCGCGCCGACUGGCCCAACACACCUCUUUCGGGCACGGGGUUGACGGAAUCCGUCCAGCAGCGCAUCGAGUGGCUCGCGCAGCGCAUUCCGCACGGAUAUCAGACGCCCGCGCAGCUCGCGGAGCGGUAUUAUAAGGGAUAUUUCACGCGGUUUGAGUCCGAGGCCGAGAAGCAGGAAGUGCUCAAGCUGGCGACCGAGAUGGCCAGGAAGAAGGCCGAUGAGGCCACGGAGCACAAAUACACCGAGGUCACGCCACGGGAUAUGUCGUUUGAGGACGUCGUGUCGAGGAGCGCAGAGCGUCAGCGUCUUGCGGACACAUUUGUCCGUGGCAAAUACCCUGAGGUGCAGAAGCAGAAGAUGCCGUUCUUGGACCAAAUCGUUCGCAAUUUGAAUAACAACGACACGUACAAUGGGAGACAGACGGAAAAGUUCAUGGAGAUGGUGCAGAAGGUCAUGGCAGGGCAGCCGGGAGACCUUCCAAGGAUGGGCAAGACCUGA
Rhinocladiella mackenziei CBS 650.93 is the source of this 1158-nucleotide messenger RNA. RefSeq lists its product as uncharacterized. Bases 1 to 1158 code for a protein of 385 amino acids. Lineage: Eukaryota; Fungi; Ascomycota; Eurotiomycetes; Chaetothyriales; Herpotrichiellaceae. The record is from RefSeq and is a predicted model, not a curated record. The transcript has 2 exons.